GUACAAGGAGAUGGGAGUAGUGAACAAGGUGUGCAUGUUCGACAAGGAUGUGAUGUUCCUGGUGAUAUUCGGGCUGCGUGGCGCGCGUCACGAGUACAACGCAGUGCGCAGUCUCAAGUGCGCACAUCGUAUUCGCAGCAUCAUCAGCAAGCUGCCUGGAGUCAUCACCAUCUCUUGCGGCGUCACUGUUGGCACAACAUACUGCGGCGUGGUUGGCCAUCCCCUACGCCAAGAGUACACAAUAAUCGGAGCCCCGGUGAACAAGGCUGCAAGGCUGAUGGUCUACUACCCCAACACAGUCUCCUGUGAUCAGGCCACCUUCUUCAACUCUGGACUGUCUACUGUCCACUUCCGGCAGCUCGAAUCCAAAACCCUCAAAGGACUGGGCAAGGUUACUGGCAUCUAUGAGUAUCUGGAGGGGCAGGGGCUGGCCGAGAUGACAAACUUGCACCUACCAGUGCUGCUGGGCAUGCAGGCAGAGGUGGAGUCUUUCCGUGAGCUGUUGGCGGGGCAGAAGGGCUUCCCGGCGGGCAUCAUCUAUAGCGGCGAAGUGGGCAUCGGCAAGACCCGGCUCCUGACAGAGCUCUACAUUCUCUGCGUCGACUCGCAUCUCCGACCUGUCAGUCUCACGCUCAACGCUUCCCAACUCAAGAAACCUUACAUUGCGUUGCGCUAUCUUUAUCGUGAGAUAUUCGAGCUAGCCAGUGACACGCACAUCUCCAGUGUUGCUAAUAAAAUAGAGAGUCUGUACAAGGACACCGACUUGGAAAUGUUUGUGAGUCUGUUGAACCCUGUCUUCAAUUUGGAUCUGCCCAGCAGGCUUCCUAAAAAUCAUGAAUUCACUGAACUGGAUUUGGCCGCGAUGCAGAAGAGAUUGUUGGCCAGGCUUGUUGAAUUGACAGCUAUAAAUCUGGCCAUAUUCAUAGACAACAUGGAUUACUGUGAUCCGAAAACAGUAGAAAUGAUUCAGUCGUUCCUGACGAAAGGCAAUUGUCUGGUUGUGAUGUCUUGCAACCGCGCUCGCUCCGUAAAGGUGACGCGCUGGUUUCCCAACUGCGCAUGCGUAGAACUGGAGAACCUAGAGGAAUCUCUAUUGCCAGCUCUUGCCUGUCAAAUACUCAAUGUGCGAGCUAUACCGAGAACCGUUCACCUACUGAUCUGCAAGCACGCCGAAGCGAGCCCUGGCUGGUGUCAGCGCUACCUGCAGAGCCUCAUCGAUUCGAAGGCCAUUCAGGUGGUGAAGAUGCAGCGCAAGGACCUCGACAAAUUGGACAAUAUGAUUGUACCCGACUACAAUCUCCUGAUCAGGCGCCUCAUUGGCCAGGAAGUCACCACCAAGCGCGUCAUCUCUGUUCAGCUUCCUUCUCUUCAAGAGACGUUCGACUCGGAAGUUGAUGUUUGCAUUUUGGAAAGUUCUGACGCUAUUGACGAAACUGUACCUGCAUCAAUUGAAGCUAUCAUAAUGUCAGCGUUCGAUUCUCUUCAACCAUUCGAGCAGCUGCUUCUCAAAUGUGCUGCAGUCAUUGGAGACAUUUUCCCGAGGGAUUUUCUUGUCGCUAUGCUACAGAACAAGAGCAAAAAUAUGGUGGCUGUUGCUACAAAAAGACUUUUCGAGAUGCACAUACUCUGCUGCUAUAAUGAAAUGCAACGCGAAAAGUCGCAAUCAAUUGACUCUCGGAUAAACGAGACGGGUUUGACUGUUGAUCCAGUGUGUUCAUGUCCCUAUAUAGAAAGCAAUCAUGAUCUUUUGAGAGAAAAAGACGAACUGAAAUUACCUACCUUUGCAUUUUGUCAAGAAAUAGCCUUCACGUUGCCUAUGUUCAGGCAUAAAACGUAUGAUCUUCUACCCCUAAAUCAAAGGCAAAUGUUUCAUACAAGAGCUGCUAAAUAUCUUGAAAGUCUUCUGAAAUCUGGAUCAGUGGUAGACGAUAUUGGACAGUCAGACUUCAAAUUUGUUGACAUUUGUACAGCAUUCACGUACCGCCCUUUGAUUUACGACCAGCUCAUAAGACACACUCAUAACGGAGUCCUUCCCGUGAAAGAGGUCCAUUGCAUGAUUGAAUAUGCGCAAUAUUCUAUACUGAGGAAUAGCCCUAGGAGAGCACUCACUCAUCUAGAAAAAGUCAUAGAUUUGGUUCAAAUGGAAGGAGAUCUCCCAAUGGCACGUGUUCUAGCACUGAAAUCUGUCCAUGCAAUCCUCAGUAGUCGUGGAGCAAAUUUAGCAGAUCUGUUCAUAGCGUUGGCAAAUCUUCUGGACGUGACCUGCUUGCUCGGAUUGUUCAGCUACUGCGAUCGAAUACUUGAAAAAGGUCAAUCGAUUCUGAAUAUGCGGGUGAAAAACAUGCAUAAUACAGAUUUUGUGGCUGAAGAAAUCGCCAUUGGGAAAUUCAUAUCAACUGCGUUCAAAGUCAAACUUCUAGAAGGUAAAUUGGUGCCAGCUUAUGAACUUGGAAAAGCAGCUGAACUGAAAGCCGAGGAAUGUGAGGCUGAGGCUGCAUUGCUCUGGAAUAGAUGUUUCUGCAUUUUACUGGCUAUACAUUUGAAAAAGAUUGAUCAAGCUGUUUAUUAUUUGGAAAAGUUGAGAAACGAAGGAAAAGAAAUGUCUUCAACGUGCUACUUUAUAUUCUCAACCUACCUGAUCCUGUAUACUGGUUUGAUCGAAGAAUCUCCACACAGGGCGCUCGAGGAAGUCCAUCGAAGUCUCAUUGACCUUGAACGGCCACUGGCUAUUGUAUUGGCUGUAUUUUUCAUUCGCAGAGAUGAAAUGUACAGAUACAAGUUUAUUGAGCAUAUUCUGUCGACGGAAGAAGUUACAAUGUCAAAUGUGUUUUUUGAAAUCAUGCUGCUGGAGUUUUUCAUCAUUAGAAUGGUGCGCAAAAAUGAUUCGAGAAGGUGGGAUAAGAAGCACAUGGCUAGAGAACUGUCGCACAUUGCGUCAUUCUGCAUCACUCUGUGGAAUGUUAUCAAGGCUCGCGUCAUAUUCUUGCUUCCUAGAUUCUAUUUGAUGAUGGCAUACAUCCAUAGGAUUUUCAAGGCCAAAAGUUUAUCAGACCUUUACCUCACCAAGGCUGAAUCAGAAAGUCAAAGAUUAGGAGAUAUUCUCGAGACGGAAUGGAUCAGUCACAAUAGGAUGAGCUGGUCACGUGAAGAGGAUGAGAUGUUCUGCAGCUGGUUGGAACACUCGUCACGGCUCAGACAUGUCAACUGGAAGGAAACUGAGAGUAUGUUCUACUAUCCGCUGCCUUUGCCCAGAGAACCACUCAGUGUCGGCAUGAAUAUGGACGUCUUCAAUCCAAUAUUCGACUCGACAUUCCGCUAGAUUGCAAUACUCACUUCAUUGUGUAGCAAUCUAGACAAUAUGUAUAGCAUUGUUGUACAAAUUAUACGAAACAACACCUCCUUAAAACAACUCUUGUAUAACUAACAUACUAAAUACAGCCGUGAUUACAGAGGAUGUGAGGAAGGAAGCACUUGAUGUGUUGUUCUGACGAGACAAACAUGCUACUUUCUUCGCCAGUGGAUCCUUGAAACAAUACUUUAUCUGAAAGGUACAUUGAAGACCUUAUUUAUGAGCUAAAGACCUUUGAUUAUUUCUGGACUGGGCACUUCAGAAGUUAUAAUUUUCAAUGCUUUUUGAGUUAUGAGCUUAGCCCUCAUGCCUCAGAUAAGGCUUUGAUUUUAUUACUGGACGGAACAAUCUAGAAGUUAUAAUUUUCAAUGCUUUUCGAGUGUCACUCAAGUUAUGUGCUUAGCCUUCAUGUCUCAGGUAAAGCUGGUUUUUGUCAAGAGGAAAUUAAGAGCUCAAUCAACUUGAACACCUAGCGAUGUCUGUCUAAUCGAUCAAGAGCAAUGGAGCGGAAACUUGUUUUGAGACAUCUGACUUCAUUUACCGUAUUUAUUAUUCCUUGUCAGUUUCUAAAACGAGAUUUGCCGUUUCAACACUUAGUGCCGGUUGCACAAAAGCCUGUUAAAUUUCAAUUGUGAUUAAAUUCCCCGAGGAUCAAUCAGAGAAGCCUUCUUCUCUUCAAAAAACCCUUCUCUGAUUGGUUCUCGUGGCAUUUAAUCAUGAUUAAAACUUAACAGGCUUUUGUGCAACCGGGUCUUAUUAUUGUCCUCCGUUUGGCUGAUAAUUCAGAUGUUUGUGAGAAUUAGCCGAUCGGAGGACAAUUUAUUUUGAGUGUCGGCCGGCAAUCUGUAAGUGUGAAUAGGCCAUUUGAUUCCCUAACUUGUUGACAUAUUUAAUGAAGGCACAGCUUUCUUAGGACAAUAAUAUGAAACUGACAACCAUUAAAAAUGUUUAUUGACUUUUAUUGUAAAAAUAAUAAAUCAACAUUUAAAAUGCGUUACAAUAUUGUUCUAUUUUUCUAGUAGAGAACAGCAGUUUUACUUCAGGAUUUGAAUAAGCUAAAAAUAAAUAAUCAACUAUCAAAGUAUUUUUUCAAUUCAUCUUAUAAUUUAUUUAGAUGCAAAAAAUGCACAACCAAAAAUUGAAACUUGUUUCUAAAACUUCGAAACAACAUUACAUAGAUAAAUGUGAAUUGACUGCUAAAAGGUGGAAUAACAAAAUAUGAUGCAAUCCCAUGAUUAAAUAACGGUGACAUUAAUUUCAAUAAUAUCAUCUUUGAUAGCUUUGAUUAUUCUAAAGGUACUUUAGAAUAUCUUCAAGAGGGUUGAAAGUUGGCUAGAAGAACACAUUAUUGGAACUCAAGUGCAUAAUCCAACUAAAGCUUAUUUAUCAGAUCACAACGAUUUGCACAGAAAAUGUAUUCAUAAUCACAAAUUAAGUAGUAUAGCUCACUUAGAAUUUUCAAGAAAUAGAAGAGAUGGUGCAGAGUUGUUAUCAUAUUAAUCAUUCAAACGAUAUGUAUCUUUGAAAGCAUAUUUAAAUCAUUGAUAUGCUCUCUGGAAAUAAGAAACAAUAUACAAUAACCAAUAGUAACAGAAUAUCAAGUACUGGAUGUAUAAUUAUCAUGAAUGA
This is a messenger RNA of Nilaparvata lugens (brown planthopper), 4978 nucleotides long. RefSeq names its product adenylate cyclase type 10. Gene Ontology annotation, biological process: intracellular signal transduction; cyclic nucleotide biosynthetic process. Gene Ontology annotation, cellular component: cytoplasm. Lineage: Eukaryota; Metazoa; Arthropoda; Insecta; Hemiptera; Delphacidae. The record is from RefSeq and is a predicted model, not a curated record. Gene Ontology annotation, molecular function: adenylate cyclase activity. Bases 11 to 3319 code for a protein of 1102 amino acids. The transcript has 19 exons.